Aureococcus anophagefferens is the source of this 2424-nucleotide messenger RNA. RefSeq lists its product as hypothetical. Gene Ontology annotation, molecular function: GTPase activator activity. The record is from RefSeq and is a predicted model, not a curated record. The coding region runs from base 1 to 2424 and encodes 807 amino acids. The transcript is spliced from 2 exons. Lineage: Eukaryota; Pelagophyceae; Pelagomonadales; Pelagomonadaceae.
AUGCCGAGCCAAACGGAAAUUGACCGCAAUACUCGCGCGGUCAAGGACGCGCUGAAGCGUCCCGCGAACCGGCGCUGCGCGGACUGCGAGGCGCGCGGCCCGACGGUGGCGUGCCUCAUGUACCGGACGUUCAUCUGCCAGAACUGCGCCGCGGCGCACCGCGAGCUCUUCCCGAGCGGGAAGCUCAAGUCCAUCUCGCUCGCGGAGUUCGCGACGGACGAGGUCCGGGCGAUGCGGCAGCACGGGAACGAGCCGAGCCGGAAGCUGUGGAUGGCCCACUGGGACGCGAGCGACAUGCCGGAGCCCGGCGCCCAGGCGAGCCGCGCGGAGCUCAAGCGCUACCUCACGGCCAAGUACGUCGACAAGCGCUGGGCCGGCGAGAAGCGCGCCGUCGACUACGCGGCCGCCGCGCCGAAAGCCGCGGCGCCCGCGGCGGCGCCGCCCGCGCGGCCCGUGGCGGCGCCCGCGCCGCCGCCGGCCCCGACGCCGGCGCCCGCGCCGGCGGCGCCGCCCGCGCCGCCGCGGCCGGGCUACCUCCGCGACGACCCGGGCGUGGUGCCCCCGGAGCAGAAGAAGAUCUCCAUCUCCUUCGGCAGCCGCGCCUCCGGCGGCGGCGCCGCGCCGCGCCUCGCCGCGCCGCCGGCCGCCGCCGCGCCGCGGCUCCAGAUCCGGCCGCCGACGGCCGCCGCGCCGCCGCCCGCGGCCGCGCCGCCCGCCGCGGCCCCGGCGCCGGCCGCGCCGGACCUUUUCGACGCCUUCGCGGCGCCCCCGGCGGCGGAGACGCCCGCGGCGCCGGACAUGUUCGCCGCGCCGCCCGCCGCGCCGGCGGCGCCGGACCCCUUCGGCGCGCCGCCCGCCGCGCCGCCCGCCGCGGCCGCCGCGCCGGACCCGUUCGGAGCGCCGCCGGCCGCGGCCGCCGCGCCGCCGGACAUGUUCGGCGCGCCGCAGGGCGCGCCGCAGGGCGCGCCGGACCCCUUUGGCGCGCCGCAGGGCGCGGCCGCGCCGGACCCCUUUGGCGCGCCCCAGCAGGCCGCGGCGGCCGCGCCGGACCCGUUCGGAGGCGCCGCGUUCCAGGGCGGCGCCGCGGCGGCGCCGCCCUCGCAGCCGGACCCCUUCGGCGGCGGCGCCGCGCCCCCCGCGGGGCUCCAGUCCAUGGGCGCCAUGCAGCAGCAGCUGCCGUCCUUCGGCGCCGCGGCGCCGCCGGCGGCCGCGGCGGGCCCCGCGCCGGGCGCCGCGUGCCUCGUCGACGCGGGCGGCGGCGCGUGGGCCAAGGGCCAGGUCCUCGGGAGCCAGGGCGGCGGCGUCGCCGUGCGCGGCCCCGGCGACGGCCCCGGCGGCCGCGUCGUCCCCGCGGCCGCCGUCGUCGAGCUCGCGGCGCCGGGCGGCGCGCUCGCCGUCGGCGCGGCGGUCUUCUACGAGUUCAUGGGCCGCGUCGAGCCCUGCGCCGUCGCCACGGUGCACACGGACGCGCCCGACGGCCAGCCCUACUACACCGUGACGCUCGCGUCGGGCCAGAGCCGCACGGUCGAGCCGCACCACGUCCUCGCGCCCAAGACUCCCGCGGCCGCGCCGGCGGCGGCCGCGGCGCCGCCGGCGGCGGCCGCGCCCGCCGACGACGACCCCUUCGCGUCGCUCACGGGCGGCGACGGGCCCCUCGUCGGCGGCGGCGGCGGCGGCGGCGACGCGGCGGCGCCCUCGGCGAAGGCGUCGGAUUUCGUCGUCGGCGACCGCGUGCUCUACAAGGCCAAGAAGGGCUCGACGCAGGCGCCGGAGAAGGGCACUGUGCUCAAGGUCCACUGGGACGCCGGCGACCCGCCCUACUACACGGUGACGCUCGACUCGACGGGCGCGGAGCGGCAGACGGACGCGAACCGGCUGGCCAAGUUCGUCCCGGACUACAACGGCGGCCCCGCGACGCCCCAGCGGCCCGCGCAGAUGGACUGGCCCGAGCCGCCGCCGUCCCAGCGCCGCCGGCCGGCGGCCUUCGGCCAGGCGCCGCCGCCGGGCCAGCCCCAGUUCCCGGGCCAGCCCCAGUUCCAGGGCCAGGGGGCCUACGGCCAGCAGCCCCAGUUCCAGUCGCCGCAGCAGCAGAUGCCGCCGCGGCAGCCCCAGUUCCAGGGCCAGCCGGGCUUCGCCUCGCCGCAACAGAUGACGCCGCAGCAGCAGCAGAUGCUUAUGCAGCAGCAAAUGCGGCAGCAGCAGAUGAUGCAGCAGCAGAUGACGCCACAACAGCAGCAACAGAUGAUGAUGAUGAGGCAGCAACAGCAAAUGCAGCAGCAGCAGAUGCAGCAGCGCCAGGGCGGCUUCCCCCCGCAACAGGGCUUCCCGCCACAGCAGGGCUUCCCGCCGCAGCAGCAGGGCUUCCCGCCCCAGCAGCAGCAGCGCCCGCCCCAGCCCCAGGGCGGCUUCCCGUCGCCCUUCUGA